Messenger RNA from Peronospora farinosa, 1539 nucleotides. Lineage: Eukaryota; Oomycota; Peronosporomycetes; Peronosporales; Peronosporaceae. The record is from the annotation of a GenBank genome assembly.
AUGAUUGACCCGCUAGGAGGAGGCAGACCAAUUGUAGCAGCAGCAGCAUUUGUAGGAAUAUCAACAAUUCAGAUGGAGUGGAAUCAAGUGCACGCAUUAGAGAUCCUGUCAAGAAGUGGAGAUGGUGCUGAUAUGGGGGAUAUGAGUGAGGAGGAUCCAAUGGACAGCGGUGAGCAAGAGAAUGCGGCGUCUGUAGACGUAAUUGAUGUACAGAAUAAACUCGAAGCGGAAGAUCUAGUGCCGGAAGCUCUUAUCUCUACCGAUGCAUUGACUAAACAACAAGUGACGUCUAUAAAGAAUGAAGGAGAAAAAGCGGUAGAGUUUGCGAAGAACCCAGUGGAAAAUUCGGCGCUAUAUGUAAAAACUGAGAUUGAGAGUGGAGAAUAUGACAAUCCUGCUCUUAGCCAAGUGUUAGUGAACACACACUCAGCAGGAACGGAGCCUUCAGGAAAGGAGUCAGCAGUGACAGAGCCAGCAGUGACAGAGUCAGCAGUGACGAAGCCAGCAAUGACAGAGUCAGCAGUGACGGAGUCAUCGGUGACGGAGUCAUCGGUGACGGAUUCAUCGGUGACGGAUUCAUCGGUGGCGGAUCUACCGACUCAGACCAUGGAACCAGUUAAGAUAGUGGCGGCCACGACCGAACCAUCUUUACGCACAGAGGAACCCGCAGUUACUUUAGAAACCGUAACAAACGACGAUGCGAAAACGCAGGCAAAUGGAUAUAUGCAGCAUAGCAACAAUCCACUGGUUUUCGUAGCGCUGGCAGCUAUAUGCUGCAUUUUCUUGUUCGUCUGGGGACAUAAGAGGCGUUUGGGUGCAACCUCUAGCUCUAGUACAUCUGAUGGCACAAGCCCCAAGGGACAUAAGGUCCAAUACACGAAAGUACCAGAUGAGCAACUAUCGAGUCAAGAUUACGACAAUGAGUAUUGCGAUGAUUAUGAGGAGGAUACUUUUACGAAUGACCGGGAUGACUGGGAUGACUGGGAAGGUGAUUCUACGCAAAUACAGCUGAAUCCGUUCGCUGCGGCACCCAGUGCUCCGCCCUUGAAUCCACUACGCCAGAGCAAUCCCAGUCCCUACAAGCUCACCCAGCCCUUGCCUCCUCCACCACAGCAGCACGCACAAUUUCAGGAAAGUGUUGUCGCGAAUAUAGGUGACAUGCUAUUUUCAACUGUCGAAUCUAAUAGCUCAAGUGACUCUUUCGAGGUCGUUACAGAUGUAAUCCAAGCAUCCCCAAUAAGCAGCCACGAUGCCGUCGCUAACGCCGAGAAGGAAAAUGAGAGCGUCGAUGACCUGUUCAAACAAUUUGGUAUGGUGUUGCCAUUCAAGAAGAGAGUGGUAGUUCCACCUUCGCCUGCAGCCACCAGCGCGGAUUCUGUUUUUCAGCCUCCAGCGACAGCAGCAGCUCGUUCCGUGCCAUCCUUCCCUACUGCUGCAGAAGCGUCUGCACUGUUUGCGGCUGAGAUGGAAGAUGAGCUUACUGCUGUGGACGCAGCCGAAGAGUGGGGUGAAGAUGAUGAGUGGGUGAAGGGUAUUUGA